This is a messenger RNA of Syngnathoides biaculeatus (alligator pipefish), 2812 nucleotides long. It is a transcript of the gene ska1, whose product is annotated as spindle and kinetochore associated complex subunit 1. Gene Ontology annotation, cellular component: spindle microtubule; outer kinetochore; mitotic spindle. Bases 1958 to 2695 code for a protein of 245 amino acids. Lineage: Eukaryota; Metazoa; Chordata; Actinopteri; Syngnathiformes; Syngnathidae. The record is from RefSeq and is a predicted model, not a curated record. The transcript is spliced from 7 exons. Gene Ontology annotation, biological process: mitotic cell cycle; regulation of microtubule polymerization or depolymerization; chromosome segregation. Gene Ontology annotation, molecular function: microtubule binding.
AAAUUUCACGGACCCCCCAAGUUCUCACAUUUGUAUUUUGAGGAAUUUUCACAAAACUCCACUUUCAUCUCUACAGUUAGAAGUGAUCCGCACAUCAUCUACAGUGGAGAAAAUAAAUAUUUGAACACUCUGCUAUAUUGCAAGUUCUCACACUUAGAAAUUAUGGAGUGGGCUGGAUCAGCUACAAUUCUGACCCUCAAAGACCUGUUACCAGUCAAAUCCAUCUCCACUCCAGAUAUAAUCCUGAAUCAAAUGCGCCUGUGUGAGGUCGUUAGCUACAUAAAGACACUUGUCCACCCCAUACAAUCAGUAAGAUUCAAACUUGUAAAUGUCCAAGACCAAAGAGCUGUUCAAAGACACCAGAAACAGAAUUGUACAACUCCACACCCCUGGAAAGGGCUACGGAGAAAUUGCCAAGCAGCUUGGUGAGAAAAGGUCCACUGUUGUUGCAAUCAUUAGAAAAUGGAAGAAGCUAAACUUCACGAUAUCACCUCAUGGGGUCUCAAUGAUACUUAGAAAAGUGGGGAAUCAGCUCAGGACUACACAACAGGACUUGGUCAAUGACCUGAAAAGAGCCGGGACCACCAUUUCAAAGGUGACUGUUGGUAAUACACUAAGACGUCAUGGUUUGAAAUCAUGUGUGGCACGGAAGGUUCCCCUGCUUAAACCAACACAUGUCAAGGCUCCUCUGAAGUUUGCCAACGACCAUUUGGAUGAUACAGAGUCAUGGGAUACUUUUGUAGUCAUAUGAGACCAAAAUGGAACUUUUUGGUCUUAAUUCCACUAACUGUGUUGGGGGGAAGACGAAUGAUGAGUUCCAUCCCAAGAACACCAUCCCCACUGUGAAGCAUGGGGCUGAUAAAAUCAUGCUUUGGGGGUGUUUUUCUGCACAUGGGACAGGACGACUGGACUGUAUUAAGGAGAGGAUGACCGAAGCCAUGUAUUGUGAGAUUUUGGGGAACAACCUCUUUCCUUCAGUCAGAACAUAGAAGAUGGGUCGUGGCUGGGUCUUUCAACAUGACAGUGACCCGAAGGUCUCAGCCAGGAGAAUCAAGGAGUGGCUCCGUAAGAAGUAUGUCAAGGUUCUGGCCAUGGCCUGGCCAGUCUCCAGACCUAAGCUAAAUAGAAAAUCUUUGGAGGGAGCUGAAACUACCGUGUUUGUCAGCGAAAGCCCAGAAACCUGCCUGAUCUAGAGAAAAUCUGUGUGUCAUAAUGGGCCAAAAUCCCUCCUGCAGUGUGUGCAAACCUGGUGAAUAACUACAGGAAACGUUUGACAUCUGUAAUUUCAAACAAAGGCUACUGGACCAAAUAUUAAAGUAAAGUAAGUUGAGUAAAUUCAAAGAUAAGUCCACAUUUCUUGAGUCUUGCAUUGGGUGUAUCAACUCACAAUUCUCAAUUCUGAUGUUAACAUUUCUUGGAGAAGCAUUCUGUUUACUACGGCAUAGAUACAAGUUAUUGACACACGUACGGAUAUGUUAUCGAGAGGUCUGCACGUUUUCCAGUAUGACGAAAGUCUUGGAGCGAAAAGAUGAAGAUUGUGCCAGUGAAAUAGAUAACAACCACAACGUAAAAAACCUUCACAUGGGCAUGGCUUGAAAAAAGUGUAACCGUGCAGAUAGGAAUGAAAAUGGUAUCAACAUGUCUACCCAAACACAUACAAAAAGUGUAUGUUCUGGCAAAGUGCUGUGCACUUAUUCAGGAGCACAUCCAAACCAGGAAACACACAGGUAAGUUGGACGUAAAUUUUACUGGGCACUGGCCUUGUAGAAUACACAUUUUAUCACUCACGUUUAUAUUUCAUGAUCUCUUUCUCUGUCUGUCUUUCUCUCUCUCUCUCUGUCUGUCUUUCUCUCUCUCUCUCUCUCUCCCUCACAUGAGCGUUCAUCUGAGAUGGCGACCCCUAAAGGGACAAUCCGAAAGAAACUUGUAUACUUAUUUCUGAAGUAUAACUUGAAAAAUGGGCGACCUGGAGACUCUCAGCUGUCAUAUUAAGGAGAAGAUUUCUUUUAUCGAGUGCUUAUUGGAUUUGUCAAUUGCAGAAGUGCCUCAAAAUAAAAUGAACAAACUUAAGCAAGAACUUGAUGCACUUGAGAGACUUCUAAUGGAGUUUGAAAAAAAUGUGGGUCAACAGAAAAAACAACUCCAGCACUUGAAGGCCCUUGAGGAGUUAUUCCAAAAUCUGAAAAGUCUUCAACACCUUAAAGACAAUGUACCUGGCCAUAUCCCCAACAUAUGUCCCAAUAAAGAAAAUGAACCAUUAACCAAUCAGAGCACGGUUACAGAUGUGGAGUCCACCCAGCACCACACAGUCAAAAUCAAAAGCUAUAUCAGAGAGAUGGAGUUUAUCACUCUGACAGAGUUUGAACGUAUCCCUCGGUAUAUGAAAGGACGCCUGUCAUAUGAUCAAAUCAACAAAGCAGUGGAAAAUAUUAACACAGCUGUUGUAGCCAAAUAUAACAUUUUCCAUCAGCCUUUGAAAACACUUAACAACCAUGCACGCAAGCUGUACCAGCGUUUCAAGGAUCAGGAGACUAAAGACACUAGAGGUCACUAUUUUGUGGUGGAAGAAGAUUUUCGCGAACUUGCUCAGAUGAAGGUGGACAAGCGAUUGCAGGUAAUUCUGAACAUGUUGCGGCACUGCCAACGCCUGCGAGAGUUGCGAGGAGGAGGCAUUACCCGUUAUAUCUUAUUAUGAAUAACCAACACUUAAUCGAGGCAUUACCCAUUACAUGUUAUUAAAUAUGCAACACCAAGUUUUCUUGAGAUGUUUUCAAGUUGAUGUUAUUAUAAAUAAACAAUAUUGUGUACCUGA